Colletotrichum higginsianum IMI 349063 is the source of this 405-nucleotide messenger RNA. RefSeq lists its product as uncharacterized. NCBI's taxonomy places the organism in Eukaryota, Fungi, Ascomycota, Sordariomycetes, Glomerellales, Glomerellaceae. The transcript has a single exon. The record is from RefSeq and is a predicted model, not a curated record. Bases 1 to 405 code for a protein of 134 amino acids.
AUGGUAGCUCCCUCGAAGGCACCCAAAGAUACCCGGGCAAACCCCAAAAUCCCACGAAGAAAGAACGAACAGUCAGCUCUAGAUUGUGGCUCAGCAACUGAAAUGGGCAUCAAGGGCUAUGUCCUGAGUCUAUUGCCAAUCGAUAUGACCGGUCAUACCCUGCAGUGUUCGGAAACCUGGGCACCGACGAACAACGAAACGACGAUACCAACGAAGACACGACGGCGCAUCGACACCAAGCAACGACAUGGACGACCAGGAUCAGGGGACACACCAUCUGAGCCCCGUCUCUCGGGUCGACAAUGCCACCGAGGCCCCAGACAAGGCCCAGUGCGAAGGAAAUACAUGUUGGACGGAGGACCAUGGACGGCUAAGCUCUGUAUGGAAAUGAGCGAUGGCACGUAA